Amaranthus tricolor (Joseph's coat) is the source of this 2484-nucleotide messenger RNA. RefSeq lists its product as uncharacterized. Bases 89 to 1222 code for a protein of 377 amino acids. The transcript has 9 exons. The record is from RefSeq and is a predicted model, not a curated record. NCBI's taxonomy places the organism in Eukaryota, Viridiplantae, Streptophyta, Magnoliopsida, Caryophyllales, Amaranthaceae.
UCAAUAAUUUGAUUUCAACAAUUAACAGUACUUUAAAUUUUAAACAUACUCCUCUUUGAUAUGGGAUAAUGCAGAUUUUUACUUGAAAAUGUUGAAUUCAUCUCUACACAUCUUGUUCUCUUUUUUCUUCUUUGGGUUUUCUAAAUUUUCUGCACUUGAAAAAGGCUUAAACUUUGAUGCUUCUAACAAUACCCAUGUAAAAUUUAAUUCAAAUUUUAGCAGCUGGGUAUCAGCUGAAUUUGUGGGUAAUAAAACAAUGUUGACAGUUCUGAAAGAAGACUUCACAUUUCCUGUUGAUUCCCGCCCAUUUAAUAAUUGUCAUGCUUCUACAAUUGUUGAGGUUGAGCAAGAACAUUUUCUGGUUGCUUAUUUUGGGGGAACUGCAGAAGGAGAGCCAGAUGUGAAGAUAUGGAUGCAAAGAUAUAAGGAUAGUUCUUGGAGUGAUCCUGUUGUUGUUGAUGAACAAAAAGAUGUUCCAAUGUGGAAUCCUGUUCUUUUUAAAGCAUCCAAUCAAUUGAUACUGUUUUAUAGAGUUGGCCAAACUGUUCAGAAUUGGACUGGAUGUUUGAAGCGUUCAUUUGAUGGAGGUUACACUUGGACUAAUAGAGAACAACUUCCUCCUGGCAUUUUGGGGCCAAUAAAGAAUAAGCCUAUUUUGCUGGAUGAUGGCCGGAUGAUAUGUGGGUCUUCUGUCGAAAGCUGGAACUCUUGGGGGGCUUGGGUGGAGGUAACAUCAGAUUUAGGAAAAACUUGGAGAAAAAAUGGACCUAUUUGUAUCCCUAAUGAGGGUCUAAGUGUGAUUCAACCUGUUCCUUACCAGACGGCAAAUGGGAAUUUACGGGUUCUCUUGCGAUCUGUUAUUGGAAAAAUCUGCAUGUCUGAAUCCCUUGAUGGUGGCGAAACAUGGAGCUAUGCACAGCCGACGGAACUCUCAAAUCCUAAUUCAGGAAUUGAUGGGGUGAAGUUGAAGGAUGGUCGUUUUGUACUUGCUUACAACAUUGAAUCACGGGGAUUACUCAGAGUUGCCAUCUCGUACGACGACGGUGAUUCAUGGAUUGAUGUUUUGACACUUGAGGAUACCCCUGGCAUGGAGUUCUCUUAUCCAGCCGUCAUCCAGGCCACUGAUGGAUCAGUCCACAUCACUUACACUUACAAAAGGACACAAAUUAAGCAUGUUGUCCUUCAACUUAACGGACAAGGACAAGGAGAGGGUAAACCUUAAAGCAUUUGACAAAAUGUGGUAAGCUCAGCUUCUACCCUGCUAAAAUAGGCAUGAUGCUCCCUUAUCGCUGCAAAUACAAUCUUUCAAACAACAUGUUUUCUUGAGAUAUCUGUUACUUGUAUUGCUUCCCGAUAGCUUCAGAUCUAAUUUUUAAUCUGCUAUGAUACUUUGGUGGGAGCUACUUAAUCGCAUUGGGGCGAUGAAAUGUUGUGAUUUUGGAACAAUUUUGAACUGUGGUGUAAUCUAUUUUCCUUGACUAUUGAUGUCCAUUGUAGUCUAUAAAUGUAUUCCUCUUAUCAAUGUAUCAUAGAGUUGUGCCUUUGCUACAUGCUAGACGUUAAGCCCAAUGGCAUUGCUAGUAGGCUAUCAUAAAUUACUUUUAUAGCUUACAGUGCAACACGCAAGAUUAAAAUGGAGCAUUGUUUAUGUGACAACUUGAUGGGCUGGACUUAUUAUCAGUGUCAGCAUAUAAUGGGGGAAACACGAGGUCUAAACACUUCAUAAGCCAAGGAGAUACCAUCCCUAAACCUUAUGAAAAUGGGAGCAAUGGCUUUAAUGACUUAUAGACUGUGUUUGGAUAGAUAGAAAUGGUGGGAAAGGAAGGGAGGGAGGGAUUUGAAAUGAUAGAGGAUCUCUUGUUUGAUAGCAAAAAAGGAGGGGAGGGAUUUGGAGGGGAGGGUUUUACAGGGAAAACAUGGACAAAUUUUUUUUAAAAAAAUGGAAAGAUGUGGAAGAAAAACACUCAAUUUCAAUUUUUUUAAACAAACAAUGAACACUCUCCCUCCUUAUCCCUCUCGUUCUUUCUCUUCCCAGUCCCUUCCUUUCUUUCUCUUCUAAUAUGCUAUUCAAACAUAAUGAUAAUAAAGUGUUCAAGCCUUCUUUCACAGGAGUUUAUGUUACAUGUCCUAAGAGCGAGAAGGAGGUAGCCGAGGCUGAGAAAGAGCGAGUUGAAGUUGAAAUACCAGAUGUCUGUAACUGGUUAAGUUUCAUCGUCUAGCAUACAACGAAAAUUUUCUAGGAUGCUUUAGGAGUUCGAUUUCUUGCUUCUCUAGCAAACAUUUGUUUUCUUGUUUUUUCGAUUUGUUGUAGCUUCGCAUUUUGGCUUGUUGUCCUUAUUUUCUAACGGGCUAGUAUUUGAACUAUUAGUAUUUUCCUCUACAUUACCUCUUCCUGGAAAAAAAGAAAUAAAAAAGAUAAAAGGAGAGUGUAUAUCAACCUCAUGUAUUCUUAUAUUGGAUUAAGCUUAAUUAUUUUUGAACCUA